This is a messenger RNA of Nothobranchius furzeri (turquoise killifish), 3221 nucleotides long. RefSeq names its product cytochrome P450, family 2, subfamily U, polypeptide 1 (gene cyp2u1). NCBI's taxonomy places the organism in Eukaryota, Metazoa, Chordata, Actinopteri, Cyprinodontiformes, Nothobranchiidae. Gene Ontology annotation, cellular component: cytoplasm; intracellular membrane-bounded organelle. The record is from RefSeq and is a predicted model, not a curated record. Gene Ontology annotation, biological process: xenobiotic metabolic process. Gene Ontology annotation, molecular function: iron ion binding; heme binding; oxidoreductase activity, acting on paired donors, with incorporation or reduction of molecular oxygen, reduced flavin or flavoprotein as one donor, and incorporation of one atom of oxygen.
ACUUUACAGUUUCACAGCUCUACAGGAAGAGCGUGAGCUGUAACAGCGUUGUCGAGCUGGCGUUGCAGUUAUACUCGAAGUCUGCGUUGGGAGCUUAUUGACUCUCUUUACUGUAACAUCAGACGUCAUGGAUUCCCUUUCAUUGCUGGAACAUGCUAGCAACUUCGCACUGUCACCGUCUAACAUGUUCGUGCCUCUACUGUUGUUCUUGCUGGUGUAUCACGUGGUUAUGUUUUAUCAGAAGCAGCGGGGCAUGUACGGGAACAUCCCACCGGGUCCGAAGCCCUGGCCCGUGAUCGGGAACUUCGGCGGCUUUUUUAUCCCUCCGGCUAUCAGCAGGAGAUUCCAGCUGCUGCCUCGCAGCGUCAUGGAGGCGUUGACUUCUCAAGCUAACGUUUAUGGGAAUAUUUACAGCCUCUUCGUUGGGAGUCAGCUGCUAGUUGUCCUGAAUGGUUAUGAAGUGGUGAAGGAUGCGCUGUCAAACCAUCCCGAGGUGUUCUCAGACAGACCGGAUGUCCCUGCUAUCUCCAUCCUGACUAAACGCAAAGGAAUAGUCUUUGCACCCUAUGGACAAGUGUGGAGAAAGCAACGUAAGUUCUGCCACAGUACUCUCCGAAACUUUGGCCUCGGAAAGUUGAGUUUGGAGCCUUGCAUUCAGCGAGGUCUGGUCACCAUCAAAGCAGAGCUCCUGAGACUGAACAAAGAGCAUGGAGAUGCAGGUGUGAACUUACAUCCUCUGAUCAGCAAUGCCGUGUCAAACGUCAUCUGCUCGAUGAUACUGGGCCAGCGUUUCCACCACGAGGACCCCGAGUUUCGUGCCAUCCUCAGCCUGAUGUCACGUGGGUUGGAGAUCUGCAUCAACAGCCCCGCAGUCCUCAUCAAUGCCUUCCCUCUGCUCUACUAUUUGCCUUUUGGGGUCUUCAAAGAGCUGCGGCAGGUAGAAAGAGACAUCACAGUAUUCCUCAAGAGGAUUAUCACUAAUCAUCGCAAGACUCUGGAUGCGGAAAAGCCGAGGGAUCUCGCAGACAUGUACUUUAUUGAGAUGUUGGCGCAGCAUGCUGCAGGAGAGGAGAACAGCAGCUUCAAUGAGGAUUAUCUCUUUUAUAUCAUUGGAGAUCUCUUCAUUGCUGGCACUGACACCACAACCAAUUCAGUUUUAUGGACUCUGCUCUAUUUGGCCUUAUAUCCUGAUGUUCAAGACAAAGUCCAGGCAGAGAUUGAUGAAAUUGUGGGCAGACGAGUCCCGUCUAUGACGGAUAAAGGAAGUUUGCCUUUUACUGAAGCCGCCAUCAUGGAAGUGCAGCGUCUGGCUGUGGUGGUGCCACUCAGCAUUCCUCACAUGGUCUCAGAGACAACGGAGUUCAGAGGCUUUACUAUUCCAAAGGGAACGGUUAUUUUGCCCAACCUGUACUCAGUCCAUAGAGAUGCAACUGUGUGGGACGACCCCGACACUUUCAAUCCCAAACGGUUCCUGGACAAUGGUGGGAAACUGCUCAGGAAGGAGUUCUUCAUACCAUUUGGGAUUGGUCGUCGGGUGUGCAUGGGUGAGCAGCUGGCUAAAAUGGAGCUCUUCCUGACGGUCACUGGGUUACUGCAGGCCUUCAGAUUCAGACUCCCGGAUGGAAAACCUCGCCCAUCUCUGCAUGGUCGCUUCGGCCUGACUCUGGCUCCCAGCCCUUUUGCUCUGUGUGUCAGCACUCGCAGUGUUGAUGGUGGACAUCCAAACACAGGUUUAGGAAUCUAAGGGCCUCAGGAUUCCCAAAAUACAGACCGUAGAUUUUAUUUUUAUAGACCAAAAAGUCCCUAAUUGUUUAGAUUGUCGUCCUAAGCACUUAAAGAAUGACAGAGUGUAAAAUUACUUUAAAAAUAAUCAUUAGGAAUAGCCUCCCUUGUAAGGUCUAUUCAGGGGUUCUGGAGAGGAGGGUCCAUCGGAUUGUUGAACCUCAGAUUCUGGAGGAGCAAUGUGGUUUUGGUCCUGGCCGUGGAACACUGGACCAACUCUAUACCCUUAGGGGGAUCCUGGAGGGUGCGUGGGACUUUGCCCAACCAGUCUACAUGUGUUUUGUGGAUUUGGAGAAGGCGUUUGACCGCGCCCCUCAGGGGGCCCUGUGGGGGGUACUCCGGGAGUAUGGGGUACCGAUGGAGGGACCAUGUCUCUCACCUGGCAUGGGAAAGCCUUGGGAUUCCCCCGGAGGAGCUGGCCAAGUGGCUGGGGAUGGUCUGGGCCUCUCGCCUUAGGCUACUGCCCCCGCGACGGAUGGAUGGCAUUAGGAUGCAUAUUAAAAACUUUUAAUUUUAUGUUAUUUUUGUGCAAUUUUAAACGUUUACAAAAAUAACAGUAUCACUUAUUUUCAUAGCACUUUAUUUAAUUUAAAAAUCCAAUAAUAAAUUUAUGGUGCCUUGAAAUCGUAAAAAAUACUAGCUAAAUAUUUUAUUAGUUUCAUAUUUCAUGAAGUAAUUCAUCGUGAAAUAACUACAAAAAACUGUUUUUGACAUUAUAAUGAAAGAAACAUCUAUCAUUAUUUGUCAUGUGAAAAAAUAGAGUAUUUUUAUAAUUAUGCUAGCCUAUAGUAAGUACAAUAUUUGUAUAUAUUUUUAAAAUGAUGACGUCACAAUGACUUUUUAGGAAUUUUAACAUUAUGAUCAAAAUGCACUUUGCAUCAGUUGCUAACAAAAAAAUUUGGAAAUUAUAUACUUUUUUAAACACAGAAAGAUUAGCUGUAUGAUUGCAUUUAAAUAAUAAAAAAGUAUAUAUAUUUUUAAAUAUGUGUGUAAUAGAUCAUUUUUUAGAUGUAUUAUUUGCAAAUUGUCACUUUAUUACCUCAGAUAUAAAAGUGCAGCGUUGCUUUGGACCAGUAUGGGUCACUGGGAUGCUUGUUACAUUUCUGAGUCAAUUUGUUACUUAAAAAAAAAACACAAAUUCAACACUUUUGUUGUUGUUCCCAUUUUAUAUGAUGACUGGUUGAUGUUGCAAACUGGCCUCAUCCUGCUGUUUGCAACAGUUGGGCAGACGAGCAGAGGAUUUGCAGCUGAGACAGGAAAAUGUAAGCGUUAAGCCAAAAACCACUUUAGUGGUGGUUUUAAUGAGGACAUUGUUGAUGUAUUUGUGCAUGACAGAUUUGUAUUAGACUCCUAUAAACAUAUGGAACAAAUCACAUCCUGCACUGAUGCAAUAAGAGAUGUUACAUUUAACAGCUGAAUAAAGGAUGACCUUUGUUUAA